Messenger RNA from Pistacia vera, 513 nucleotides. RefSeq lists its product as uncharacterized. Gene Ontology annotation, molecular function: nucleic acid binding. The transcript is spliced from 2 exons. The record is from RefSeq and is a predicted model, not a curated record. Lineage: Eukaryota; Viridiplantae; Streptophyta; Magnoliopsida; Sapindales; Anacardiaceae. The coding region runs from base 1 to 513 and encodes 170 amino acids.
AUGGGGUUUUACAUGGACCGUUUGAACAAGUACAGUCAUUUCCUCACUUUGAAGCAUCCGUAUACGACUAGGGAUGUUGCAAGCUUAUUCGUUAAAGAGAUUGUCCGGUUACAUAGAUUUCCUCAUUUGAUUGUCUCGGAUCGAGAUCGAGUGUUUAUUAGUCAUUUUUGGGAUGCCAAGCGGAGAGAAAUCAACUUUGAAGUGGGGGAUUCAGUUUAUCUCAAUCUACAGCCUUACCGCCUUCGUUCCUUGGCUCAUCGUUACAAUGAGAAAUUGAGUCCGAGGUUCUAUGGCCUUUUUGUGAUUACUGAAAAAAUUGGUUCAGUAGUUUACCGACUGCAGCUACCUUCCACUACCCGGAUUCACAAUGUGUUUCAUGUGUCCCAACUUAAGAAGACUACUUUCCCACCUUCAAAUGUCCAACUACUUCCAAAUGCCCUAGAUGAGGACUUGAUUUUAGCUAUUGAACCAGAGGAUGUGUUAAAGAAAAGAAAGUUGCUAAAUGGUACUUAG